GUGUGUGUGUGUGUGUGUGUGUGUGUGUGUGUGUGUGCGCGUGUGGUGUUUGGCCAGGUGCCUACCCUACUUGAGUGUGCGCUGCACUGAAGGCAGAUAUUUAUUGAUUCAGUGUGACCAUGUCAGAGGGCUUCUUACAUGAGGAGCCAUUCAGGUAGAGCUUCCAUUUGCACCUAAGCCACGAUAACUACACUACUACUACUACCACUACCACUACUACUACUGCCAAUACCAACACCACUACCAACACAGCUACAGCUACUAUUCAUUAAACAGCAACACAGGACGGCUCAGGAGAGAAGAAGAAGGACAUUCGGCGAGGAGUGUUUACUACAUGGCAGUGCCCUCCCUACCCAUGGAAAGGAUCUCGCCAGAACUCCGAAGGUGAGGAGAGAGGAACGUUGCGAGGCGAGACCGUCCCUGUCAAGCGGAGCGCCAUGGGGUUGUGGAACCGCACGGAUGCUCCCAUCCAGCCCAACUGCACGCUGGACACCAGCUACCGCUUCACCUACUACCAGGUGUCCUACAGCGUGAUCUUUGUGCUGGGCCUGGCGAGCAACGCUCUGGCUUUCCGCCGCCUGUGGCUCUCCCCCCGCGCCCUCACCAGCACCACGGUCUACAUGACCAACCUGGCCGUGGCCGACCUCUUCUUCGUCGUGUCUCUGCCUCUACGCAUCUACUACUACCACUACAAGGCCACUCACUCCUCCUCAUCAUCAUCAUCCUCCUCCUCAGAGGUGGACUCUGCCCCUGACUGGUACCCUGGGGGCAUCUUCUGCCAGCUGACGUUCACGCUGAAGUACAUCAGCCUAUACGGGGGAAUCUUCUUCCUGGUGUGCAUUGGCGUGGACCGCUACUUCGCCGUGGUGCACCCUCUGGCGCAGCAGCUGCGCCGCGUGGGCACGGCGCGCCUCAUCAGCGUGGGCAUCUGGUGCCUGGUGCUGGCGCUUAGCCUGGCACUGCCCCUGCUGCGCUCCGCCGCCGCCCAGCACCACCAGCCCUGUCUGCUGGACCCGUCCUCGCGCCAGAACCGGGCCUUCAUCCUGGCGGCGCUGGUGCUGGUCCAGGCUGCGUUCCAGAUGCCGGCGCUGCUGCUGCUCUUCAGCUACUGCAGCGUGCUGCGCGUGCUCCGGCGGCAACCGCGGCGACGCAGCCGCAAGACGUCCCGCCGCGGCCACCACCACGCCGGCACACGGCAGCACCACAAUCGGCAUCGCCACACCCUCACCGUCAUCUACUGGGUGCUGGGGGUGUUCCUGCUCUGCUUCACACCCUACCACCUCAACCUGCUUGGCUACACACUCACCCACAUGGGCCUGCUGCAGAGCUGCCUGCUGGCCAAGGCCACCAAGGCCCUGCACCCCGUGGUGCUCUCGCUGGCCAGCGCCAACUGCUGCUUCAACCCCCUCAUCUACUACGUGUCCAGCGGCCUGGCGCACAGGGACACGGCCAGCAGCGGGGGCAGCGCCAGCCUGUGAAGGCCCACACACAUCUCCGCUAAUGAGGGCGUCCGCUUGUCUACAGCAAUGAGAUCAUCUGCUAG
Clupea harengus (Atlantic herring) is the source of this 1543-nucleotide messenger RNA. RefSeq names its product lysophosphatidic acid receptor 6. Gene Ontology annotation, molecular function: lysophosphatidic acid receptor activity. Lineage: Eukaryota; Metazoa; Chordata; Actinopteri; Clupeiformes; Clupeidae. Gene Ontology annotation, biological process: phospholipase C-activating G protein-coupled receptor signaling pathway; positive regulation of Rho protein signal transduction. Gene Ontology annotation, cellular component: plasma membrane. The record is from RefSeq and is a predicted model, not a curated record.